Aspergillus pseudonomiae is the source of this 460-nucleotide messenger RNA. RefSeq lists its product as uncharacterized. The transcript is spliced from 4 exons. Bases 95 to 355 code for a protein of 86 amino acids. The record is from RefSeq and is a predicted model, not a curated record. Lineage: Eukaryota; Fungi; Ascomycota; Eurotiomycetes; Eurotiales; Aspergillaceae.
UGGUAUUCUUCCUUUGUUUUGUCCGGCGUAGAACUCUCCUCUUCUCAGACCUGUCUCGCUGUGAUAAUUGUUCGAUUAUCCAACUCUUGUCAUCAUGAACACGAUACGAUCAACCUGGAUAGGCUGGGGCACUCUUUGUGCAGCCGGUGGAGGUGCUUACUAUCUGGCAAACAAAUCCAUCACUGCGGACAGAGAGGCUAGGCAGGACAACGCCAUGAGACACAAGGCAAAAAUGGCCGCCAUGGAAGCAGAAUACAGACAAGCAGCUGCAAAGACCGGCAGUGCCCCUUCGGCGGGUGAUUCCCCAUCUUCGAAGCCACAAACCACGAUGCGUCAGACGAAGGACAGUGGAUAAUCGAGGGACAUUACUCAACAAAGCAAUUUACCCUGGAGCGCAGCGCCUCUUCCCUGCCCAGUCAUAACCGAUCGCAAAGAGGCCAGCAGCUAGUCGCGAAAAUGG